This is a messenger RNA of Mangifera indica (mango), 1090 nucleotides long. RefSeq names its product protein NDR1-like. The record is from RefSeq and is a predicted model, not a curated record. NCBI's taxonomy places the organism in Eukaryota, Viridiplantae, Streptophyta, Magnoliopsida, Sapindales, Anacardiaceae. Bases 345 to 1004 code for a protein of 219 amino acids. The transcript has a single exon. Gene Ontology annotation, biological process: defense response to other organism.
UAAAAAGAGUAACAGGAAAAUCAUGCUUAUUAGGAAAGCAACCUGAACGGCCGUGCGGCCUACUUGACUGACUGACAAAAUUUACAAGGCCACCAUUUCUGUCACCCGCACAAACGUCCGAUCUUUAAUCUCAUUGAAUUAUAUAGUCAAUACGGCGACCACAAGGUCAACCUCCCAUUUCCGACUCAUAUAGCUUCAGCAGAAUCCACAAGUUCCAUUAUAAAUAGGAAAUACAAAGAUAUCCCAAUUACUGAUAAAUAUUUAAUUUUUGAAUCACCCCCUUCUUCUUCUUCAUCUUGUUUCACUUCUGCAACAGAGAAUAAGCAGUCUUUCUUUCUGUUUCUAUGUCUAUUUCCGGUUUUGUUUUCGCUUUUUCCAUGCUUGAUGAGCCACAAGGUUUUUGCAGAUGUUGCUGCAGUUUCGUCUUUACUUUAGUUCUCACCGCCUUCGUCAUCUGGCAAAGUCUUCGCUCUGACAAACCUAAAUGCUCCAUACAAGACUUCUAUCUUCCAGCUCUCAACAAAUUUUUAAACACUCCAGACAAUACCACUCUUUACUUCAAGUUAAAGCUCCAAAACCCCAACAAAGACAAUGGUAAUUUUUACGAUCCCGUGAAAGUUGCAAUAUCCAACAAAUCGAAUACCACCACCUCCUGCAUUGGAAGCUACUUGGUUCCCCAAUUCUAUCAAGGGCACAAGAAGACAGCUAGGAAAGACGGCAGCGUUAAGGCUGACAAGGAGGUGCCUGAACGGGCGGCUUUUGUCAACGGGACGGCGGUUUUCAGAGUGAAUUUGGCGACGGCGGUGCGGUUCAAGAUCAUAUUGUGGAAGACUAAGAGGUAUAGGAUCAUGGUUGCGGCCGAUGUGUUGGUCAACGAUAAUGGCUCAAAAGACCCUGUCGGAAGGAAGAAAAAGAAGGACGUUAAGCUAUCUCAAGCUCCAAUGAGCUUGAGGCUUUGUGGAAUUGUGGGAAUUUUGUUGAAUUUUUUGUUUUUAUUUGCCUAAUUUCUAAUAAAUCUUAAUGCCUUUACAAAGCAUUUGGAUUUUUGUGUUUUUCUUUCUUAAUUUAUUUUGACAUUGCUGCUGUAAAA